Rhodotorula graminis WP1 is the source of this 443-nucleotide messenger RNA. RefSeq lists its product as uncharacterized. The coding region runs from base 1 to 312 and encodes 103 amino acids. Gene Ontology annotation, cellular component: proteasome complex; proteasome regulatory particle, lid subcomplex. The record is from RefSeq and is a predicted model, not a curated record. Gene Ontology annotation, biological process: proteasome assembly; double-strand break repair via homologous recombination; mRNA export from nucleus. The transcript has 4 exons. Lineage: Eukaryota; Fungi; Basidiomycota; Microbotryomycetes; Sporidiobolales; Sporidiobolaceae.
AUGGCGAGCGCAGCACCAGCCCAGCCGGCACCGACCGCAGCACCGCAUCAGCCCACGACGGCCAACCCGCAGCUGCUCCCGCUCCAGGAGGACGACGAGUUUGAGGAGUUCCCCGCUGAGGACUGGGACGAGAAGGACACGUACGCGGCGUCGCUCGCGGCCAAGGCGGGCGGUGCGACCCAGGGUCCGGAGGGCGUCAAGGCGCUCGACUCGUUGUGGGAGGACGACUGGGAUGACGACGACGUCGGUGACGACUUUUCGGUCCAGCUCAGGGGCGAGCUCAUCAAGCAGCAGGACCAGAUGCAGUCGUGAACGACAAGGAGGAGAGAAGGAGGAGCAGGGACGACCACCUCGGCCGUUCCAUCGUCGUCGCGCCCGCCGUGUUCGAGGACCCGCCUUGCGAGCGCCCUCGCUGUAACCAUCGCAUGUUUCGUUCGUCUCUC